AGGUGCAGAGAGUUUUCAUCAGACUUUGCACACACGCUCAUUGUUUGGUGGCAACAAGGUCUAGAACCUUGAAACCACCCAGGCCUUCGGAAGUGCCACCUCCCUGCAGAACGUUGGGCAAGCUAUCGUUAUUCUUGUCAGCCUGAUGGGUUGCUGCAGCCUCCUCCGUCCCCUACUCAGGUCGCUUCCACUCCAUCAGCCACCUCCUGCAACUCCCAGAGGCCGCAUCCCAGAAGGAGGUCAUCCUCUGCAUUGUGAAGGCUGCUCGCAGCCAGCCAGCUGCCGUGAUACCAGUUCUCGUGGUGAUGCUGCAGCAGGACGAGGCUUCUGCCUGGCAGAAGGUGGCCAUCUAUCGCAGUCUGCAGGCCAUGAUGGAGCAUGGCCUGGAGGUGGAGCCCGCCAGCCAAUUCAUCCUUGCGGCCUCCAAGCACCUGAGGGCAUCCCCAGAUCAGGAAGUGCCCCGAGAGCUUCAGGCAGCAGCAAGCAGCACCCUGGCCACCUUUGCCUGCCAUCACUUCCACCCCAUAAUGAUGGAGCUCCAGCACCAGCUCAAGCCGUUUGCCCCGCCUGAUGAGUUCACUCUUCUGACCCUGGGGAAGAUCGCAGCCAACAAUGUGUACAGCUGUGUCCCUUUCCUGGGCAUCACCCUAACCACCCUCCAGACCGCCAUGCGCCGGAUCGAGGAUGGACGGAGGCGCAGGGCUCUCUGCACAGCUCUGGAGCAGAUGUGUGGGGCAAUCCGGAUAUACCUGCGGACCUGGGAACGAAGCUCUUACCCCCGCAUCAGCGUCCAGCAGUUCUCUGCCUACCUGCUGCCUCUCUACUCCUGCAUGACCCGAACUUGGCUCCCUGGAUGCGAUGCACAGGUCCAGCUGGCAGUCUUGAAGACUCUGAGCCCCAUCCUGCGACUCCUGCUGCCCAGGACAGACUUCCAAGCUCAGAUCUACAGCGACAUCUCUCUGCUCCUAGCCCAGUAUGAUAGCAGCACGGAGACCUUCCUCGUUACCAAGAUCCUGGGCCAGAUCCUGGAAGCGUCUCUUGUGAACAACAACCCAAUCCCAAGGGAGCAUGUGGGGCCCCUCACCUGCGCUCUGGUUCGCCAGAUCUGCAUCAGGGGACAGAAAUGGCCGCCUCACCCACAAUGUGAGGAGAACUUCAAAGAGAUCGCUCACAUCUUCCUGCGCCUGGCCCGUCUGCACCCCUCUGGGCUGAUGGGGGUCUUCCAGGGGAAGGUGGAAGAGCGCCAAGAAGACGUCUGUGCGGUGCUCCUGGCGUUGUUCUCUGAAAUUGUCGGUGCCCAGUUGCCUGAGCUCUGGAGCAGGAGGCAGCUGUGCGUGAGGGUAGUCAAGGCCGCUCUGGGUGACGACAGCACCAGGGUCCGCCUGGCCACGCUCCGGGCCAUUGGGAGGCUGCUGCGCACCAGCUACCUGGAGAGAAUCGAAGGCUGGCCUCUGAACUACGUCUCCCUGCAGAUGGCUGUGUCUGCCCACCAGCUGACGCACCCCACACUGAGCCUCCCCUUGGGCGGCUUGGAGGAGAAGGCCAUUGGAAUUGCCAGCGCAGAGGUCCUCCACAUCGCUGUGGCUUCGGGAAGGGGCACCAGCCAGGAAUUGUGGACCAAGUUGCUGAGCUACCUCAUGCAGCCCCCCUACAUGGCUUUAGUCACCCCCCUCUGCCACGCCUUGAGACUGCUGGCAGAGCAGCGACUACGUCGGGUGGGCCACCAGCAGAAUGGCCUGGGGACAGGGGGUUUACCAACUCCACAAGAAUUGAUGGCGCGGCUCCUGGCCCUCGCUGUCUCCCCCUUGGAAGGGACCGGCCGAGGAGCUGCCGUGCUGCUCCUGAUGAACGCCCUACGUCCAGAGGCCUACAGGGAUGUGGGGGAGCACUGGUGGGUGGAGAUACCUGCCCUGGUCCGCUACCUGGAAGGCCACAGCAAGUACACACUCGAGCCCGCAGCCUGGGAAGCCAAACUCUUGGAGUUCCUGCAGAAGUCCUUACGGAGGAGCGAAGCGGGAGGCUGGAACCUGGUGCUGGGGAAGGAACUCGCCAAGCAGCUGAACACCUACCACAACUCCUCUGCGGAGAAAGGCUUCCUCUACAAGGCCUUGGGGAUGGCACUGUCUGCCGCAAGGGACGCAGAUGGGGUGGCGCAGACACUUCUGGAUCUGCUGCUGCACACAGAUUACACGGAGGAAGCCCAGCGGAAGGCAAGCCCUGCUACUUGGGAGGGGGGUCGUACGCCCUGCAUUAACCUGCUUCCCUCCCCCACCCCCACCAAAUGUACCCAUGCAAGAUAUCAUCACCAAAUUUGGCACAACGGUUCCAGAGAUCAAGCUGUGAUUCCUGCCUUGCAGGGGAUUGGACUUGACGAUCCUCGGGGUGAAUCGAAACUAAAUAAAACCCCACAGGUGUGCAUCUGA
This is a messenger RNA of Podarcis muralis (Common wall lizard), 2423 nucleotides long. Lineage: Eukaryota; Metazoa; Chordata; Lepidosauria; Squamata; Lacertidae. The record is from RefSeq and is a predicted model, not a curated record.